GAUUAAAUUUCCGAUUAAAUAGCUUACUUUUAGGCUGAAUGCGUUAAAAUUGUAGUUUUAAUGUGAAAUUAUUCUUUAGAACGACUUCAACGCCAUUUUUCCGCAUAUUUAAGUUGUUCAUGUUCAUUUCAAAAAGUAACGGGAGAAGGCACAUCCUCGUAGUCCUUCGUAACUGCCGUCAUUAGCUUUUUUCCCUUCGACAGCGACGGUCCUUUUCCUUCCGUUCGGGUCCGCGCAUCUUUUGUUCACUUAACUCUGUCGCACGCUUUUCUCGCUAUUAGCAAAGUUAACGCAUCGCAUACCCAUACACAGCUUCGGAAUAUAAAAAGUUAAAACUCGAUAAAUUCAAGUACAAACGGACAUUUGAAUGCCAACGGAACUUGCAGUUUUUUCCAAAAGCAAUUGUGCUUUUUUCUUAUAAUUUGCAAAAACAUUUUCAAAUAAUUUGCAUGAAACACAAAUAUACCGACUAGAAUCGAAACUUGAAUAUUGCCAAUCAGCCAUAACGAUUCAAGCAAAGUGCCAAAACAUCGUAUAGCAUUCGAGUCUGCUCCCGAAAAGGAAAAUAGCUUUACAUAAAAUUUACGGUUACGAGGGAUUUCCAGUUACAGUUACACACAGACAACCCACACAGGCUCAGCCACUCACACAAAGUUACUUCACCACACGGCUUGAAUUCGCUUAAGGGGGGAGAGGGGAUGGCCCCAGUCCUUGAAGCUUCUCAGCCUACGAACAACCCCCAUCAACAUUGGGUGCGUCGGUACUCGGUCUCAACGUAAGGGAAAACGGAAAAAAAUAACCGUCAACAAAAAACAAACAAACACAAACACAGGAAGCCGACGCUGUCCGUGUGUGUGGUUGUCGUUUCUGGUAUAGAUUUACCGUUCCCUUAAUCUUCUGUGUGUGUGCUUGUGAGCGCCACAAUAAAAGGAGGAGCAAAGGAUAUUAUGACGUUGUCAGCCGCAUUUGCGAAUACGCUACUACAAUCCGUCCACUUUGGUUAAGCCUAGAAUAACCUUACACCAUGUUUGGAUCCAAGCUACGCUCCUGGAUGGAGACGCACAUCGUGCGUCCUCGCAAGAAGGGCAGCAAGCACAAGCAGGCGGCCUCGGAAGCGGGCAGCUCAUGCUCCAACCACUCCAAGAAGGCGGGCACCCUGCCUCCGCAGGGGAGCAACUUAACCAGUCCGGUCUUGACCAGUAGCGGGAGUCAUAGUAUCGCUAGUCCGGUGCGGAGGCGCGAGGUGUCGCCCAUCCAGUGCCACCCACCCAGUCGUCGCUAUGGCUGGCAAUCCCCCGACGAAGACUCGUACGUCAUAACCUCGCCCAAGUCGGACAAUCUGCUCUACGCCCCGCACUGCUAUCAGCCACAGCCGCAGGCACCGCACCACUUGAGUGUGCCCAACAGCAAGGACAACUCCUGCACAGAGAAGUCUCCCAUUAGGGUGAACUGCUCCUCGUCCUCUAUAUCGUCGUUGUCCUGGUCGACAGGCUCGAAGGAGCCCUCUUCCGGCAAGCAAGCUACUUUGAGGGAGCAGUUCUUUAAUGGGGAAUACCAUAUUCCAAAGGAAGAGGAGGUUGAGUACGAGGAAGUGGGCGCUCUACUGCUCCGUCCGCCGGCUCCCAUUCCAGCGGACCAGCAACGUCCGCAGUCUGAGAACUUGAGCUCUGUGCGGCUGAUCUACGAGGAGGAGCCCAGGCAAAGCAACAAUCAUGUCCGAUACGGUCGCUUGCUGCCCUCCAAGCUGGCUCAGCUUGGCGAGUCCCUGGACAAUUUGAAACCUCCAAUUCCACCGGCUCCGCUAGCUGGCUCGCGGAUGCGAACUCCCCGGGGAAUGCAGCGCAGCAAUAUCAUGCCGGGACCCCGACCACACAGCUUACCCUCUCCGGAGAGCGCCUACUCCACGGGCUACUCCACCGACGGCACAUCGCCGUGCGCCGCCAGCAACUACAAUCCACCCGAGUACUAUAUCAACAUGCGCUCGGGAACACACUACUUUCCCAAGAGCGUCAACUCGCUGGCCAUUGAGGCGCAGCGCUACAAGUUCGGCCUGAACCGCAUUGAGGAGAUGUCGCCCAUGGAUCCGCUGCCCAAGAGCAACUUCACAAGUUCCAAUCAUGGCCUGGAGUCGUCGCCCAGUCCACUGGCUGUGCGGCAGCAGCCGAAGAUUUUUGAAUCUCCCUCACCAAGACAGCGCUGUCGCAUAAGAACAAAUCCCUGGUACAACACAGGAGAGCACUUGCCAGCCUCCUCUGGCCCCACUCGCAUUGAGCUGGAUGCCACCAGCACCACCUCUACGACCUCGUCGGGCAUUAAGUCGAGCAAUGAGCUGGAAGUUCCGGCGGCCAAAACAACAGCAAACAAAGCAGGAAAGGCAGCCACUUAUACACCAACCCCCAACUGCCGAGGCACUCCCAGCAAGACGACCAGAGUGGCGGGUGUGGAUACUUUUGGGGGUGGGACGGUUGGUGCACCUGGAGCUGGGGUCGCUUACGAGUCCGAGGGCUCUUCGUCGUCGACUGAAGUGGAAAAUCUGCAUGCAGCACACACCAUAAAGCGACGACACCUGGAGCAAGCGGAGACGACAACAACUUCAGCUCCUGUGGCAGCUGGUGGAGGAGCUGGAGCUACCACUACCUCCUUUGUGCUUAGUGAUGACGAGGCCACCCUAAACGAGAUGAUUGGGAAAUUUGACGAAAGCUACAUAUAUGAAAAGGAGACUGACAUACUUAGCAGCGAUUCGGAUUUCACUGACUGUUGUGCCUCGGAGCUGGAUACUGGACGGGAUGCGGGCGAUGAGUGCGACACGGAUGAGCUAUUGGACAUUGACUUUAUAGACACUUCGUCCAUGCAAGAGAUGGUACUCGACCGCCAGGAUCUGUCGCGCAAUUUGGGCAGCUGCCAUUACUAUUCCAAUCAACCCAUCAGUCCCGUAAUUAAGCGCAAGGCUUCGACCCGCUCACGUCGCAAAAGUGGACAGGAGACUGGUGAAAACUCGCAACAGCACCGACGUAAGCGGUUCCUUAAGACGCGCAAAAAGAGUAGCGAAAACCGCGAGAACCGCGAAAAGCUUUCCUCGUCGCCGUUUUGUGAGCCUCGCGGGUCUCGAAGCGUGGGAGGCACGCCCGUCUGUUUGCGCCGUAAUUUGCUGGGUCCAAGGGAGAGGAUCUACAAGACUUCACCUUUGUCAAACCGAUCUAAUUCGCUGAUAUUUGGCAGCAUCAAUGAAAAGAAUACACUCACUAUUGCAGAGAGCGAGAAAGCUCUUUUUAAGGCAGACUUGGAGGCUGAUAUAAAAUACAAACAGCUCAUCAUGGAGGCCGAGUCCCUGCUUGAGUCCUUGAAGAACAGCUUGCAAAGUAUCCCUAGGGACACACCGGUCGCUAGCCCGAGGCGCUUGAAUCCUUUGGCUAACAAGCGCGUGGAGAUGCUGAAAAACAGUGAGGUGGACUCCAAGAAACAGGCGUCGCUUCAAAACUCAGUUCCGCUGGAGCAUGACUUAGCCGCUGCGAUCAAUAAGCGCAUAGAGAUGCUAAAGUUUGAAACUUCUUCUACUGCUUCGCCGCCCAACAGUCCGAAACUUGGGCGUUGCAGUCCUCGGAAGACUCACCUGACAAACUUUAUGAAUCAAAAUGCUCCGCCAGAGCUUCCGCCCCGCAAGAUAAAUGGCAACACUCCCACUGCUCCCCUCUCACCACAGCUGCAGCUCAAUGGAAGGCGUCUUCAGGAGAGUCCCAAGGGCAAACGACGCACUAUGAUGGUGACAUCCACAUCCACGACCACAACAACGGUGAUCAGCUUCAACGGCAGCGACUCGGAGAUGGAAUGCAUUGCAGUGGAAGAUAUUAGCAAUCACAACUAUUUGCCGCCGAACAUCAAGCCGGAGGCCCCAAUCCACAGUAAACAGGUGCCGGAGCCUCAGAUUAAUAACAAUUUCUAUUGCCCACAUAGUGAGCCCUUGAAACGCAAGGUAUACAGGGGCAGCUCAUCGUUCGAGCGAAUAAAGAAGAACUUUGACUUGGAAUUGGAUGCAAACGGACGGAGCAAGUCGAGCGAGCGUUCGCAAAUUAAGCUUUCGGCCCCCGUGUCUGCCAAGAGCUCUAUGCAAGACGUGACCGUUGACGAGGCCAAGGGCCAGGCAAUGGAAGGUAGUAACUGCAAGCAACAGCUCAUAUUGAACACCAUUGUUGAUCUGAAGCGCAGCUUGGAGCAUCAGAGCCAUCAGCUGACUGGCCUAAAUGUCGAAUAGAACUGAGUAAACAAACUAUUAAGACUAAGAUCAUCAUCAUACUUAUUCAUCAUGCAUUAUCUAGACAGUAAAUAGCUCGCUAAGACCUAAGCUAACAGUCCAACCGAAUCUCUCAGACUAGACACCGAAACUGAGCGCAAUAACUUUCUAACUGAUAAGGAAAGACGAUUAUUUACACGUAUGAUACACUACGUAAGGGCCGUAAUAGGAAAUAUGGACUGGUGCAGAAAGUUAUCACAAAAUAUCUGUAGCAUGUAGCAAAUUGUUUUAUAUUAUAGCCGUAUACAUAUAGCCGGCUCACAUAAACCCAGAGGUUUUCCUUAUUUAAAUAUGUUAAGUAAAGUUUUCAGUUUCGUAAAGUACGUUAAUAUAUUGAUGUACCAUAGACCUUAGUUGAAUCAUAUCUAAAGAUUUUUAUAUUAAUUGACAUUCUGUUACAAAUGAUAAGUUUAAGUUUGUUGUUUGACUUAAUGAAUACUUUCUUUUAAAAACACUUUUUUAUUUUCAAAGAUAUCCUAGAGUUGUCUUUAUAAUUUAGUUAAGAUGCGCCGAGUUGAAAAUGUGUUUAGAACACCAAAUACUUGGCGUGUCCCAUGUAACUAUACUACCAACUCAUACUAUCCAACCAUAGCUUGAAUACGUUGAUAUUAGUCCCCAUAUUAAACUACACGAGUCAAUAAGUGGUAAAAUUUCUUAGUUACUUAUCGAAAAAUUGGGCGUGCGUUAAUGAGGAACCAAAAUCCAUUCCAAUUAAUGCACUAAUCCCAUUAAUACUUCGCCUAUAUCAUCUAUUGAUAGACUUCGUAGAAUAUUUUACUUAAUCAGCAUUAUCACAAAAGUAUUUAAAAUUAGUCCUUUAAGUAAGCCAAAUUACUGUCCAUCCAAACAAAUAUUGUUUAGCAAAAUUGUUUGUAGACUAAUGAAAAAAAACAUUGUUCUACUAUCUUGUUUUUAUAGUUAAGUUGAAGAUUGUUUUUUUUAUUGCUAGAUAUUGGAUAAAUCUAGCCUAAUUCGAAUUACAUUUCAUUGGUCACCAUAAAUUUUUAAUAUGUUGUAUUGGUAAAAUUUAUAAUUAUUUCCAAUUGAAGAUAAAUUGGUUGUAAUUUGGAUUGAUUGACUCAACUAAUUAUGAAUUAUGUAUUGUGUUGUGUACCCAAUUAAUAUGCAUAUAGACGCUGUAGAACCUACACAAAGAAUACAUAAUCUAAGUCAAUACUGUAACGUGAUAAUAAACUUAAUGAAAACGCCAAGACCAAAAUCCAACAAGAUCCAAAAUCAAUGGGGAUCCGCAGAGUAGUAAGUAUAAAGUAAUUGCAUAUAUCUAAAAUGUUUGUGGUUUAUUGUUUCACACCUGUGUACCUUGUAGCUUUGCGUUCUUGUUUCUCAUUGAAAUUAAAAUUGCAAUUAGUUUUCGUUUUCGCUUACGUACUAGAGCUUGCUUUUAGUGCCUUAGGGCAGGAGGGGUAGUGGACCGGUAUGCUGUGUUAAAUUUACUUAAUUAGUUUCACCCGCGACGCGACACUUGAACAUCGAACACCGGGCACGGACCGCUGGCCCUGCAAACGAAAGACGCAAGCCGCGAAAUCAAAAAUUCGAACUCGAUGUUGUGAACUUUAAAUGGGUUGCUAAUGCGUAGUUCCGCGAGACCACUGAGACGGCUUGGAACUGCAGCGGUCAUGGUAAUUUAUGCGCCCUAGAUUCCAAAUAUUCAAUUGGUUUUCCGAUUAAAGCGACCUUAAGACAAUCCAACGAGCUUUUGAUACGACAAUUUACAAAGGGCAACUUGGAAAAGACUGCUUAUAUUCACUCUCAUGACAGGGAUUUACUCCCAUUCGGGAUGGGGAGAAACCCAGUACCACGUGUGGUAUGAGUGAUAUUUGUUGGGGCUGCAUAGCCUUUAUCCUAUCAGCCGACACAUGUAAUUAUUGAACCCAUGUAUUUUAAACGUCAAUAAAGGACCAAUAUUUUGAA
Molecule: messenger RNA, 6220 nt
Organism: Drosophila rhopaloa
Lineage: Eukaryota; Metazoa; Arthropoda; Insecta; Diptera; Drosophilidae
Exons: 8
Coding region: 1025-4249 (1074 amino acids)
Source: RefSeq, a predicted model, not a curated record